AUGAAUACACAAACAUUUUAAAGACUACAAUCAGAAGCAACUAAGAAGAGAAGUACAAUGCUUAAGAUCGUAACCGGAAUGUUGCUAGGUAUUUCUGGAACUCUUCUAUUUCUUAACAUCUUCGGUUCUCAAGAGCAAAAUGUUAGCAAAGUAAUGAAUCUUGCUACCUUUAACUAAUGGGCUUCCUAUGGAUAAUGUAACUUAUUCGCUGAUACUGGAUUUGGAGGAAGAAAGAUCGUGCUUUACCCAGGAUAUAAGGGUAAUCUCGGGAAUCUUUAACCUGGUUUCAAUGAUGAACUUAGUUCUAUCCAAAUUGGAUCAGGAUUAAGAGUCUUGUUUUGCUCAAAUAAUAACUGCGAAGGCAAUGAAUGGUCCGAUAAAUUUGAACUCCUAGGGCCAUACAAUGCACCAUUUCUUUCAGUUAAUGAUUGGGUUAGCUAUAUAGAGGUUUAUAACUAUGAUGAAAAUGUAGAUCCAAGAGUUAUGAUCAUAGGAGGUUCAUAAUUCAACAUCGACAGAUCUGGAACCUUCCCACCAGGAUAAUAUUUUUCUGCUGAUCUCAAGAGAAAUGGUAUUGACAUUCCAAGAUAUCCAGGUGGUGCAUCAAGCAUUGUGGUCCCUAAGAAUUUAAUAGCCUAUGUUUAUAAGCAAGAUUACUUGUAAGGCGAGAUGAAGACUAUCAAUGGACCAGCUUAGAUCGACCUUACUACCUACGAAGGAGGAGCAUGGAAUGAUAACAUUGGAAGUAUGGUUAUAUCUAAAUUAACUUUUACUCCAAUUGUGAUCACAGGCUACUGGUACAAGGUCAUUGCUUCUACUGAUUAAAUAAGCGCAAGUGUUGAAACAACAUCAGGAAUUUCAACCACUAAGACCAAUAGUCAGGAAAUUUAAGCUUCACUCUCACUAGGAUUUGAAGUUGGAAGUGAACUCAUCGGAUAGAAAGCUUCCAUCAGUGGCACUGUUGCUAAAGCUGUCAGCAGAAGUGUAGAUUCAACAUUGAGCUAAUCAGGUACAUAUAAAAUUUAGGCCCAAUGUAGUAACCCUUAGAGAGUUAAAAUGAGUCUCUGGUAAUGGAGAAUGUCUGGUAUUAAAAAUGGUGUAGAGGUCAUGGACAUGAAAGAUAAUGAAUUUAUAUGCAAGACUGGAGAUUAAUCACCUAGAUGUCCAGUUGGCUUCUGUUAAGAUAAUGAAUGCACUAUCUGUAAACCAGGAACAUAUUAGUGA
This is a messenger RNA of Stylonychia lemnae, 1224 nucleotides long. NCBI's taxonomy places the organism in Eukaryota, Ciliophora, Spirotrichea, Sporadotrichida, Oxytrichidae. The record is from the annotation of a GenBank genome assembly.